AUGGCAACAAUAGACCACGCCUACUACCCCGACAUCAUCGACAAGAUCAUCCUCAAUGCCCCGCCUGAGACGCUGACCCUCUUCCGCGCCACCUCGCGCGCCUUCCGCGACCGCAUCGACGCGCUGCUCGCCCACGUCCAGAUGCGGCGCAAGAUUGCGCCCGACAGCAGGUCGACCAUGUACUUCACGAGCCGGCUCGACCCGUCGCGGCACCUCCCGUUCAUCCCUGCUGUGGUACGCGUGCUCGAAUUGUCCAGCGACUAUGACCCGGGCACGCGGGAGCCCGAGCGCAUGGUCGCGCAGUUCACACGCCUGCACACUCUGCGGCGUCUCCUCGUCCGCGGUGCACCGUGCCCGCGCGCGCCGGUCGUGGUCGACAUCCUCCGCCUCACAGGGAACACUGGCAGCGAGGUUGCGUGCCACACCUCCUCUCUGACAAGGCGGCACGUCAUCCACGCCGUCAUGGAGAGCGUGUCCCUCGGCGUCCAUCUCGAAUUCGAGCGCGAUAAGCGCAGCCCGUGGCUCAACCCCAAAGAUACCCCGCCGCGCGACUAUGUCCUCGUGUACCACUUCAUCGACGGCAUCCAGGACAACCUGCACACCUCCAUGACGGCGAUCAACUUUGUAAUCGACCUUUGCUACCUCGUGUGUGAUGCCGGCGGGAGCAUGACGGUCGUCGGGGCCGAGAGCCGGCUCAUGCCUGGCCUCGUGAGGCAGAUAGGGCACGUGGUGAAUACCAUUGCCCGCGACGCCAUGUCCGAUUUCGACGCGUCAGAGCUUCCUACUGUCAGGUUUCUGGGCCUCGACGACUGGCGAGCCGAGCUGGGUGAUAGGUGCGAGCUUGAGGGGUAUCCCGAGCUCUAA
This is a messenger RNA of Vanrija pseudolonga, 864 nucleotides long. RefSeq lists its product as uncharacterized. NCBI's taxonomy places the organism in Eukaryota, Fungi, Basidiomycota, Tremellomycetes, Trichosporonales, Trichosporonaceae. The transcript has a single exon. The record is from RefSeq and is a predicted model, not a curated record. The coding region runs from base 1 to 864 and encodes 287 amino acids.